UUUGUCGUUUUCGCGAUGCAAUCAUUUAUAUUAUGUACAAUCGCCUCGUUUAAGAUCGCAUACCACGAUAUCGUUCACCUAACCGAACUCGUAGCGUGAUUAUGCGACAAAUAAACACGCAUAACUUUUUUAUUGGAGAUUCCGUCGCGUAUUCUUCGUAGGAUCAAUGUCGCGUUCAAUGCAAGAUGAACCGAUAAACCGAAUGGAGUCGGCCAUAGGAAGCUUUCUGUUCACGAUUCGAUCGCAUUCUGAACGCGAUACCAGUUACCAGUUGUUAGGUAUGCACAAUCUCGCCUUCAUGAGGAACGUACUGUUGCUACUGGUGAUUUACACUAUCCCAAAAUCCGUUCGAUCCGUGAACGGUGUAAUAUGGGAGAAAACGUCCCAGAAUUUCGUGCCCAUCUUCAGCGUUCCCGCGUUCGCGGCGAUAAAUCAGGAACUGGUGAACCAGAGUCGAGCAGAGGAGAUUCACAACUUUCAAGGACAAGUCGUUAGGUUCACCUAUUACGAGAUGCAACGUUUAAUCACUAGCGAAGCAAACGGAACGAAAGUGGCAGGAAUCUUUGGUGAAGUCUGGAACACGUUAUCGAAUUUGUUGAAUUUCAGGUUGAAGCCAAUUCUCGCAAAAGAACGUACUAUGGGAACGAUGGACGAGAAUGGCAUCUACACGUUUGGUUUGAUGAGAAUAAUUCAAAGAAACGAAACGGACGUGGUACCGCGAAUAGUUAGCGAUUUGAAUCCAUUUAAGGUCUCCCAGUUCACGUUCCCUUUGUGGCCGAUCAGCUAUCACCUGUUCAUUCGACCAAAACUGGAGUAUAGUCCUACAUGGAUGCUAAAGCUAUUCUCCCAAAACAUCUGGUACGCGAUUCUAUUCACGUAUUUACUGAUGACCAUCUGCAGUUAUUUGGUCCAAACAGUUAAUUCGAGAAUUAUGAGCAAAAAGCUGCCGAAGAGCUUAGGUGACCAUUUGUUAUACAACUUCGGUUUAAUGUGCGAACAAGCGGACUGCUUACCAUGUGAUUCGAGCACAUCCAUGAGAAUCGUGGAUCUAUGGUUGGGGCUCUUCUCGUUUCUAAUCAGAGCAGCAUUCGAGGCACUUCUGAUAAGUUACAUGAUGCAAACUACCUUCACACCACCUUUUCAUGACUUGGAAUCCUUCUUGAACAAAACUUCGUACAAAAUUUGUCUCUUGGAUGGCACUGUGCUGGCAAAGAUGGCCAAGGGCCACCAUGGAACUGUAUUUGAUAAGCUGUACGAAAUGAAUCGAAUCAAAGAAGCGGCCAAUUACGGGGACAUGUACCGGAAAGUAUGCUCGUCAAAUAAAUGGAGCGCGAUGCAUCACAACUUGGGCAUAAAGAACUCUAUGAGGAGCUAUACAUGUCGGAUGCGUGCCGUAGGAGAUCCCGUAUACCAUGGUCAUAUAGUUUCUGGGAUCUCAAAGAACUUCAGCAACAAACGAUCCAUCGACAUUGGGAUACUUAGGAUGAAGGAGUACGGUAUCCUCCAACGUAUAUCGAAUAGCGUGAAGGGGAUAAAUCACGAUGCUAAUUCGCUGGAUACAGUGGAACCAAUUCAUACAGAUCAAGUGUAUUUAAUUCUCGUAAUACUCGCCUCUGGAGCGUUCAUCUCUGUUAUUUUUCUCGUACUCGAGGUCCUGGUGUUUUAUUACAACAAUUAACAAAAUUUUUACCUGCGCAUUUUGUCCAACCCUCGUCGAAAUAAUUACAGAAUAUCGUGCAUGCAGAUUCUAUGUUUUUUACUUAUUUUCCCUUGCAUUUCAAGGAAAUGUUAGUUAACGAGUCGAUAACGAUUGCUUGGUCGAUAAACUCAGUGGAUAGGUGUAUACCGACCGAUAGUGCGAGUUGUUACAAUGAUUAGUGUUAUUAUUAUUAAACUAUUAUGCACACCACUAUUAUGCACAUUUAAGGGCGUACAUAUAGACCUUUAUAACUGAUAAUUACAUAUCACGUAUGCACUUUCUAUGUUUCUCAUUUAUUUUCCCUUGCAUUUCAGGGAAAAAGCCAGUUUACCGACGAGUCGUUAACCAUUGGUCGAUAACAACUACUGGAUCGAUAAGAUUCGUAUUGAUCCAUACAAGUGUAUACCGGCAAAGUAUUAGUUAUUACGAUUAUUAUUAUUAAACGUCGCUAUCAUGCACAUUUAAACGCAUGCAUGCAGACCUGAAUAACUGAUAAUCGUGACGCGUUAAAAUGCAAGAUAAAGCGAUAAUCCUGAUGGAAUCGCGUUGUAAUAGCCGUCCAUUUCAGCGAACAUGAUCGAAUCGCGUUGUUAGUGGGACACCAGACCCCAGCAGGAAAACUUCUGACUCGAGGAUUUUAAGAAUCUUUGCUUCAUGAAACGAUUACUGUUAUUCGUCGUGAUUCACGCGAUCCUGAGACCUGUUCGAUCGGCGAACGGUGUGAUAUGGAACAAGAGGAUCCAAAAUUUCGUGCCGAUCUUCAGUGUUCCCGUUUUCGCGUCGAUAAAUCGGGAGAAGUUCGAUCGGAGUCGAGCAGAGGAGACGCACAACUUUCAGGGGCAGAUCGUUACGUUUACUUAUUACGAGUUGAGCAACGUCGUCUUUCCCGAAGCAAACGGAACGCAAGUCAACGGAAGAAUCGGCGAAAUCUGGAAUAUUUUGGCGGAGUAUUUGAAUUUCACAUUGAAGCCAAUUCUCACGAACUAUCAUACUAUGGGAUACGUGGACCCUAACGGUACUCUCACGCCUGGCUUGUUGACUAUUCUAAAUAAUAACGAAACGGACGUGAUAGCAAGGAUGGGGAUCCACGCGGAGCGAUUCAGGAUCGGCCAGUUCUCGUUUCCUUUAUGGAGAACCAGGCGAGUCGAUGUCUAAAUUAAAGGAAAUUCUUUGCAAGUCGUACCGCGACCCAAAAUUCUCGAUAAAUUAAAUAAAACCGUGGUAAAGUAUUUUUUAUUUUUUUUUUUUUGUUAAAUGUUCAGUCACUACCUGUACGUUCAACCAGAAAUGAAACAUGACUCCGCAUGGAUGGCGAAACUAUUCACGCGACAGACUUGGUUCGCGGUUCUGGUCAUGUAUUUACUGCUGAGCCUCUGCGGAUAUCUGGCCCAACUGAUGGACUCGAAUACCACGCGUGAGGAAUUAAGGGACACCUGGUACGAUCAUCUGUUCUACAACUUUAGCCUGAUCUGCGACCAAUUGGACGUACCGAGUACUUUGAACAGAAAUUCGGUGUUUAUAUUGUUUUGGUCGGGUUUAUUCUCUUCUUUACUGAGAAUAGCUUUCAGCGCACUUUUGUUAGUCUACUUGAAACAAACUAUCAUGUAUCCGCCUUUCUACGACAUGGAAACUUUGGUGAGAGAUACUUCGUACACUGUUCUCGCUGCAAAAGGUACUCGACAGAGUUUAACACUUCAGUAUAGCAAUUAUUCUGUCUACAUAAAAUUACGCGAAAGGAAUCAAGUAAAACACAUGGACGAUCGAACGGAGAUGUACAAACUGGCGUGCUCGACAAAACAUAAAUAUGCGGUGUACCAGAGCGACGACGUAAAACAGACUAGUGGGGAGCCUUUCUGCCAACUAAAUCCCGUACGAAACAUCGAAGAAGAAGAAUGGAUUUCCUCCGGCAUUUCGUGGAACUUCAAAUACAAAAGAUCUAUCGACAUCGCGUAAAUAGUUAAUAUAAACGAAAUCGAGAUGCGAAUAAUUCGAAUAACGUUAUUUUCAUUGCGACAGGCUACUGAAACUGCGAGAAGUCGGUCUCAUGGCGCGUGGGACGCGUUAUUGGACGAAAUGGAAAUUGUUGACAGAAGAUACAUCAGACAAUGAAUAUCGUCCAAUAAACAUGCAACAAAUCAUUCUAAUCCUUUCGAUAUUAGGCUAUGCGUCGGCCACAUCUUUCGUUUUUUUUGUAUUUGAAAUCCUGAUAUUUUACUAUAGAAAUUAACGAUACACCAUCUAAUCCUCGAAUGCAGUCGUAUAGUUGUCGCAUGGUAGAAUGAAAAUAAUCACAUUAUGUGUACCUCGACUUGAUUAAUUAUUUCAACGAAUUUUACAAAUCCCUAUGGGAGCAAGACGUAGAUUCCACCCGUGAUCAUACUACAGGGUGUCCCAGAAUUAGAAUAAGAACCGGAAAUGGGGGAGGGGGUAUAGCUGAGACGAUUCUGAGCGACAAUUCCCUUUGCAAAAAUGUCGGAUGGUGCUUUGUUUUUGAAUUAUCGACGAUGAAACCAGCGACCAAUCACAGCGCGAGCUCAGCCGCGGGAGGCUGUCCCGAUGGCUCGACCCCGCCUCUCGUGGCUGAGCGCGCGCUACUCGGGCGCUGAGAUUGGUCGCUGGUUUCAUCGUCGAUAAUUCAAAAACAAAGCACCAUCCGA
Molecule: messenger RNA, 4356 nt
Organism: Hylaeus volcanicus
Lineage: Eukaryota; Metazoa; Arthropoda; Insecta; Hymenoptera; Colletidae
Product: probable glutamate receptor
Exons: 11
Coding region: 167-1678 (503 amino acids)
Cellular component (GO): membrane
Molecular function (GO): ligand-gated monoatomic ion channel activity
Source: RefSeq, a predicted model, not a curated record